GAAAUACAAUCCUUUAUAUUAUUUAUGAAAAUUGGAAAAAUCGAUACAACUCUUCAUUAGCAGUCUCUGCUAAUUCUAACAAUUUCCAAAAUGGCAAUGGAAGUAGUAAGAUUAAAAUAACAAAGAAUACAUCGGUUACAUCAGCGAAUUACAUCAAUGAAACUAGCAAUCAUACCAAUGAAACCGAUAAUGAUAUCAAUUGA
This is a messenger RNA of Racocetra persica, 203 nucleotides long. NCBI's taxonomy places the organism in Eukaryota, Fungi, Glomeromycota, Glomeromycetes, Diversisporales, Gigasporaceae. The record is from the annotation of a GenBank genome assembly.